AUGGCAAGAUCAAGUUCAAUUCCAUUCUACAUCAUCUUCAUUCUCUCAUCUUUCUUACACACCCCUUCUUUAAGUUGUCCAGAUGAUCAUAAGCAAGCCCUUCUCGAUUUCAAAUCCAUUCUCAUGUCGAAAAUCGGCAGAAAUUCCUCGACAAACUCUCCUGAUUUUAGCUUACUAGAGUCAUGGAAUUCUAGUUCUGAUUGCUGCCGAUGGGAACGUGUCACCUGCAAUUCUCGCUCAGUUGCAAGACCUGUAGUGAUUCUCGACCUCUACGCUCUCGUUUCCUUCUUAGAACCAGAGCCCGUGCCGUCUUCCGUUCUGAUGCCUCUCUUCCGUAUAAAGAAUCUGAUCCGCCUCGACAUCUCAUCGAAUUCUCUUCAAGGUGAGAUUCUGGGAAAUGGGUUUUCCAAUUUGACCCGAUUGAGUUAUCUCGACAUGAGAUUCAAUAGCUUCAACGGUUCGAUUCCUUCUCAGCUCUUCCGCUUGAAGAAUCUACAGUACCUUGAUUUCACUGGUAAUUCACUCAGUGGGAAUCUAAGCAGUGAUGUGGGGGAGCUUUCAAACUUGAAAUUCUUGAACUUGGAUGAGAAUUUCCUCAAUGGAGAGAUCCCUUCAGAGAUCGGGAACCUCACCCGACUGGAGACGUUAUCUCUUCGUCAAAACAAGUUUUCCGGUGGAAUUCCGACAUCGAUAUUCAAUAUGAAGGCGUUACAGGUAUUGGACUUGCGCAACAACUCCCUAUCAUCUGAAAUUCCGACAGACAUCAGAAAAUUCUCCAACAUUUCUACUCUGGCACUUAGCCAGAACAACUUCAAUGGUCCAAUUCCAGCUUCAAUCAAACAAAUGAGCCGGUUGGAAACACUGCAAUUGGAUGGUAAUUCACUCUCCGGAGAGAUACCGGCAUGGUUGUUUGAGAUGGAGGGAUUGAAAGAACUCAAUCUUGGAAGAAACAAGCUUGCUUGGAAUAACAGUGUGAGAGUAACCCCCAAAUGUCUGUUGUCUCGAUUGUCAUUGAGAUCUUGUGGAAUUGAUGGAAACAUACCUGAUUGGCUUUCCACCCAAAAGACUCUCGAUUUCUUGGAUCUAAGCGACAAUGGACUAAAAGGGAUUUUCCCACAGUGGCUUGCAGAGUUCGAUAUCGGAAGUAUAAUACUUUCUGAUAACGAGCUUUCGGGUUCUAUACCACCACAUCUCUUUCAAUCUCUAAGUCUAUCAAUACUCGAUCUUUCGAGGAACAAUUUCAGUGGAGAAUUACCGAAAAACAUUGGUAACGCAGCUGCAAUUAUGAUUCUUUUAUUGGGAAAUAAUAAUUUCUCCGGCCCAGUUCCGGAAUCUUUAGCAAAUAUCCACCGUUUGCUGAUGUUGGACUUGUCGGAAAACAACUUCUCCGGUAACAAGUUCCCGAAAUUUGGAAUUGAUACUUACCUCGCCUAUGUUGAUCUCUCCUUCAACAAGUUCGACGGUGAGAUUCCAAUGACUUUCGGUCCACAGAUCAGAGUAUUAGCAUUGGGGGGAAAUGGAUUCUCUGGAGAAUUGCCAGAGGAUCUUGCCAGCUUAAGCUUCUUAGAACACCUUCAUCUCCACAACAACAAGAUCACCGGAAGAUUGCCGGAGUUUUUUGGGCGAAUCUCGACCCUUCAAACUUUAAAUUUAAGAGAUAAUUUCCUUAAUGGUCCUAUUCCUGACGUUCUAUCCAACCUUAGCAAUCUCAGAAUCCUCGAUAUCUCCGGCAAUAGCUUCAACCGGAGUAUCCCACCGGCGUUUGGGAAUCUCACCAAGAUGAUCAAAACACCAAGGACUUACUCAUCAAUCUAUGAUAUGUUCACAUUCUUGAUUAAUUUCAAUGAUCUGAUCUUGAAUUGGAAAGGUUCGAUGCGACCAUUGGCAUCGAAGACGCUCGAUAUCUACUCCUUGUUGGACUUUUCAAGAAAUCAAUUAUCUGGUGAGAUUCCAUCUUCAUUGGGUGGUCUUGAAGGUCUAGAGGCUCUCAACCUCUCUUAUAACACGCUCUCUGGCGAGAUUCCGGCAAGCUUUGGUAAUUUAGAUAAUUUGGAGAGCUUGGACUUAUCACACAACAAAUUCUCAGGCGAAAUACCUCAAACGCUCAGCAAACUCAUACAACUAUCGAAUUUUGAUGUCAGCAACAAUGAGCUCGUGGGACGGAUUCCGACGGGCAGUCAGAUGGAUAGGAUGAAUGAUCCAGAUAUGUUUGCUAACAACAGUGGGCUGUGUGGAGUGCAAAUCAUGGUGUCGUGUAUUUCAGCGCCGCCACCGGGUUCUAUGCCAGGUGUGGAAGAUGAUGAAGAGGAGCCAUGGUUUUCUUGGGCUAGUGCAGGGAUCGGAUACCCAAUUGGACUGCUUUCAGCUGUCGCGACAGUCUACUUCAGUGGAUUUCUCAGUUCGACCCCGAAGCCGCGAGGCCGCCAUGGCCGUAGGAUGCAUGAUCGACGGCCGACCAAUCUCCAUGCACGACGAGGAAGGUAA
Magnolia sinica is the source of this 2484-nucleotide messenger RNA. Its product is annotated as receptor-like protein 46. Bases 1 to 2484 code for a protein of 827 amino acids. NCBI's taxonomy places the organism in Eukaryota, Viridiplantae, Streptophyta, Magnoliopsida, Magnoliales, Magnoliaceae. Gene Ontology annotation, molecular function: protein binding. The transcript has a single exon. The record is from RefSeq and is a predicted model, not a curated record.